This is a messenger RNA of Porites lobata, 2454 nucleotides long. The record is from the annotation of a GenBank genome assembly. Lineage: Eukaryota; Metazoa; Cnidaria; Anthozoa; Scleractinia; Poritidae.
AUGGCACCCAACUCGAAACAGCCUCUCAAAUUUUCCAAGUUUCUGAAGUCGAAGUGGCUCACGGACGCUCAAGAUUUUGAAGUUAAGAAACCCACUAUCGUUGUAAACAUUUCCAACUCGGAGGCAAUUAUUUCAGGGUCGCCACCGCACAAGGUUUUACGACCAAGAAAGUCGACCAUUCUUCGAGGUAAUUUGCGAGCCUUACUUUUGUAUGUAAUAAAAUGUCUAUCAGACCGUUACCCUUUAAAUUUUUGAGCAACUACAGAAUACAGGGCCAUAUUUUAAGGUCUUAAACAGACGUGGCUCGGUGACUCGGUACUCAUUACAAGCGUUUAAAGAACGAGAAAGACAUAACACAUAUAAGUAUAAGACAGACAUAGAAGGCAUAUAUUUUAGUAUGUAUUAUAAGACAGACCUAGAAGGCAUAUAUUUUAGUAUGUAUUAUAGCAGAUUAUAGGUAUAUAUAUUUUCGUGGCUCGGCGGCUCGAUGGCUCUUCAGUCGAGGUUAUUAUAGUUUAGUGGCUCGACGGCUCGGUGGCUCGUCAGUCGGGACUACCGAGCCACCGAGCCACCCCAACGAAUAUAUCGAGAAAAUUUGCCCUGUAUUCUGUAGUUAAGCCAAUUGGGAGCUUAACAUUUAUUUACUAUGGUUAUAUUAAGCAAGUAUAUUUUUCAAUUUCUUUGUGUGCGAUAUGCAAAUUUUUUGCCUCAUAUGCGUGUCGUACUUGUUUUUGUGAUCGUGCUUUUUUGGUUUGCAAAUUCUUUGAGGAACUCGAGACAAACUUUUUAACACGGAAAAUCUCUCUUUUUUCUCGACAUAGAGAUCCCCAAGCUCUCUUUUUCUUGACUUAGGACCAAUUUUCUUCCCGUUGCGUGACAUGUAUACAUUGCCCCAGCGGGUUGGAAGCAACAUCAGAGGACCAAGGAACGUGAAUGAUAUGGGUGGAUAAAAUUGAAGAUAUUGAUUUUAGUUCCGCAUGGAAAGCCAAUAUUUUUACCCAUCCGGGUAUUGCUAAUGGGGUGUUGCGUGAAGAAAUAUCUGGUUUAAAAAAAACAUACUGUGUCGAAGACAACAUUCUAGUGUUUGUCAACAUAUUUAGUGAUGUUAAAUUUACAUUUGAUUGUCUCUGCAUGAUCUUCCCCACCCCCACCCCCGAACCCGGGAGAAUUUACACAGCUAUCUCAAGAAUCGUCCGAAGACCGUUGGGUAGCGGUAAAUCCUUUGAAAGCGACUUGCAAUUCGGUCAUAACUUGGCAUAAAAUGUCGCAAAAGUUGACACAAGUGUCGCUUAAUUCAUGGAUGAAUUUUUUACAUUUUUGUGAAACUACACUUAUUGCUAUGCGUUAUCGUCGCGUGGGGGUCCUAAAACGUCAAUCGAAGGAGCUGUAUCUCCGAGAACUAGUAAAAACUAAAGAAAAAUUAAACUUUUAUAUACAACGGUUCACGACCUUUCGCAGUGCAAUUUGUGGGCCACUCAUUGAAAACUCAGGUUCACAGAAGAUAAGCAAGGUCACAACACAAAACCAAUAUUCGUUUGAUUAACCUGCUAUGUCAUUUGCAUGAGCUCCAACCAAUCAUCUCGCAAUAAAACGGAAAAAAAAAUGCCGUGCUUCGUUUCGCCUUCUCUUCCACCGUUUUAAAGGCUCAACAAAGAAACAACGAGGGGCAAAAGAGUAUUAAAGAGUUGAACCUUUAUCCCUUCCAUUCUCCCCUCCUUGGUAGAGCUUCUGGUUUGUUUCUGUGCCAGUUUCGCCAUGUAUUUACACUAGAAGGGAACUCUGUAACACAUCUGUAUUAUAAGGCGCGUUCACACCGGGAGCAGCCGAUUAAUCCACUCUUGUUCACGCUUGUUGCUAGACUGACCGCGCCCAUUUUAUAGCCAACACAACUUGAACUGUUUAAUUGUAACAUUGUUUUACUAAGGUGUGAAGAUCGUCAGUGGAGAGUCUCUUGUCCUGAUUAAGCUCCCGGAGGAAGACAAUCUUGGUGGCGUCAUCCUUGAUGAAGGAUGGUACCAGCUAUCAGCCCAGGACUCGACUUACCCACGUGAUGUACCGCUAUACAAAUCACCUCAAUUUGAAGUGGGAACAGUGGAAUUUGAUCCCUACAUAGUGACUGGAACAAAGAAACCCAGCCAAGAAUGCGGUGUUACAAAGUACAACAUCAAGGUAAACGUCUGGUUUAGCCCUGCUAAGACCCACUGCGGAAUUCAUAAUCACCACACAGACCCAGAGAUGCUGGAGGUACACACUCAGGUGUAUGGAACAGGAAGGAUGCAGAAAUUUCACGAGAAUGAUUUCAAAAGUCUGUACGAGGAGGUGAUGAUGGCUCCUGGGUUUACUCACGAUCCGUUUACUGGGGUCAAGAAAAAUGGCGACCUUUUUUAUGGCUGGCAUCAGUACUAUAGUGACACCGACUGCAUCUGGAUGGCAAUUGAGUAUCACCCAGCAUGA